Carcharodon carcharias (great white shark) is the source of this 3678-nucleotide messenger RNA. Its product is annotated as phospholipase DDHD2-like. The transcript has 17 exons. The record is from RefSeq and is a predicted model, not a curated record. NCBI's taxonomy places the organism in Eukaryota, Metazoa, Chordata, Chondrichthyes, Lamniformes, Lamnidae. Gene Ontology annotation, cellular component: COPII-coated ER to Golgi transport vesicle. The coding region runs from base 331 to 2862 and encodes 843 amino acids. Gene Ontology annotation, molecular function: metal ion binding; triacylglycerol lipase activity; protein binding.
CCUCCUUUGGAACGUUGCCCUGAGCGUUUGUAUCAUUUGAAACAGUCGCGACGUUCCAUUUCCCGAGUAACAAAUUGAAAUGGUUACAAUUUGCUUCCAACUGCUCAUGUUGCUCCGGAGAGAAAGAGGGGAGGCUUCUUUGUCACACAAGGAGCUUUGCUCUCUCUACCGAGCAGGGCCAAGAGCCGCAGUGAGCUGAAAUCUGCUGGUUCCCUUUUCUGUUUUUUAAAUGAAUGCUUGCAAACGCUUUGGAAGUCCACCCGUCCUUCGCAAAGGAUUUUUGCUGUCAUCAGUCCCCGUCCCUCCUGUUCGUCUCCUUCAGUUAGAGACAUGGACAGACCACCCUCUCAUAUUAGUUGCAGCAGCGAUGGGCUGCAAAAUGCAAGUGGAACUUUGGAUACCGACCUUGGGACGGAGCCUGUAGAAUUGAUGCCACUGACAACAAGCACCCAGGCGUCAUCUUGCCAGCCAACGCUUCAUCCACCUAUUCCCUUGAUGAGUGGUGUUCAACCAUUUGGCAGUGCGGUGUGCCAGGAAGCAGCAGAGCACGAGACAGGCCAAGGGGCCAGUUCCGAGGCUCAGAAGGAGAGUAGUAUGUUCCACAACGUGCAACGGGAGGGGAACAACAUGGGCGUCUUCCAUUCUGAGCACCCGCAGCAGCACACCUUUCCCGAAGCCACUCCAGCCCACCAGGAUCCCCCAGGAACGUUGGGUUCCGGAGAAGGCCAACACGAUCUGUCACUGCCAAGCCAACAUGGUGAAGCUGCCGAGGUGAAACCUGUACAGAACCCCUACCAAGCAGUGAAGCCUCACUGGUUCUACUGCAAGGUGGAGGACUCCAAACCCAUCUGGACUCCCUUCAGUCAAAUGGACUCGGACACGCUGGAGACCAAGCAUUGCUCUGAAGCGUCGGAUUCGAAGAAUGAGGCGGUCCCAACAGAUGGUGGGCGUUAUGAUGUAUUUCUGGCCAAGCGCAUGAGGCACGCGGUGUACUGGCAGGAGGCACCCACUCAAGUGAGGAGAUGUACCUGGUUUUCCAAAAGUGAGAAGGACAGCAGAUACAGCCCAUACACAGAGGAGCUGAGUGAGCUGAUUGAGAAAACAUACAAGGAAGCAGUGGUGACGAACGAGUGGAGCAAGAAGGUGGAAUUUCCCACGGGAGAAGUCAUUAUUUUGCACAAUCCAAAGCUCAUGAUGCAUUUCCAAGAGUGGAAUACAGCAGCUUCUGAUCAGACAAAGCCGUGGACAGUAAAGAGAGGGACAGAGCAGACGUAUGGCGAUAUCUUGGUUGGCGAGCCUGUGAAGGUCGAUCACCUGGUGUUCAUGGUCCAUGGCAUCGGACCAGCGUGUGACAUUCGUUUCCGCAGCAUCAUUCAGUGUGUGAACGAUUUCCGGAACGCUGCUCUCAACCUGCUGCAGACGCACUUCAAGAAAGCCCAAGACGAGCAGAAGGUUGGCCGGGUGGAAUUUCUCCCAGUUAAUUGGUACUGCACGUUGCAUGGAGAUGCCACAGGAGUAGAUGAAGAUAUUCGAAGGAUAACUCUGCCAAGCAUCAGCCGUCUGCGACACUUCACCAACGAGACACUGCUCGACCUCUUCUUUUAUAACAGCCCCACGUACUGCCAGACCAUCGUAGACACAGUGGCCAACGAGAUGAACCAACUCUUGACCAUUUUUCAGCAACGUAAUCCAGACUUCGAAGGGGGCAUCUCAGUGGCUGGGCACAGUCUCGGCUCUUUGAUACUCUUUGAUAUUCUGACCAACCAGGCCAGUUCCAGCUCCAAAGAACGGAAUACGUGGCAACACAUCGCAACAAAGAAUUGUCGAUCCUGCAUGAAGGACAUGAGUUUGAAAGAAUCUCUGAAAUUACACGGAUUGUCUGAAUUCUUGACCCUUCUGGAAAAGGAAAAGCUGGAUUUGGAGUCACUGGUGAUGUGUUCAGAUGCUGAAUUGAAGGACCUGGGGAUUCCUCUCGGACCAAGAAAGAAAAUGCUAAAUUUGGCAAAGAAGUUCACUAGUGUACAGGCGAAGAAAGAAGAGGAGCAAGUGGGAGUGCCAGUGCCAAGGACCGUAAUUGAGAGAUGCAGCCAAGCCACAGAGGAGGAAGGUGGUGGAGAGCAAUCACAACGGGCACUAUCCACAAGCAGUGUCACUUCAGUCAAUUAUGAACAAUUUGACGUUGGCAUUGGUCAGGUUUCCGUUAAUUAUCCACACAUCAACUUUGAGCCAGAGAUCUUCUUUGCAUUCGGUUCACCGAUUGGAAUGUUUCUGACAGUCCGAGGAUUGAAGAGAAUCGACCCCAACUACACGUUGCCAACAUGCAGGAGUUUCUUCAACAUUUAUCACCCUUUUGAUCCUGUCGCUUACAGGAUUGAACCCAUGAUUGUGCCGGAUGUGGAACUGGAGCCUAUGCUGAUCCCUCAUCACAAGGGCAGGAAGAGAAUGCACCUGGAACUGAAGGACAGUCUGACACGAAUGGGUUCUGACCUAAAGAAUGGUUUAUUUUGCUCCCUGCGGAAUGCCUGGCAAUCAUUUACCAGGUCCCCCGUACCUCAACUGCCGGACACAACUGCCAUGGGUCACCAAGCCAACGAGCCAGCUGCCAAGGAGAAGCAAGCUGGGUUGGAGACAGACAGCAGCUCCUCCUUGGAGGAGGAGAAAGAGGAAAUGAAGAUUGGAAUGUUAAAUGGUGGUCGCCGUAUCGAUUAUGUCCUGCAGGAGAAGCCCAUCGAGAGUUUCAACGAGUACCUCUUUGCCCUGCAGAGCCACCUCUGUUACUGGGAAUCUGAAGACACGGCACUGUUAAUUCUGAAGGAAGUCUACCGGACGCUGGGAGUCAGCCUUGAACAAGCACAGCACUGAUACACGUGGAACUUGAACGUACCAUCACCAAUAGUAUGGACACUGAUGGGACCUGGGAGAGGAAUUGGUGUAACUCCUUCACCUUUUUAAAGUUAAGUCACGAAUUUGGAGCAGUUUUCCUGACCUUACCUGGUUGGUGUAUCUUCCCUCAUAGAAAGCACAUGGACCUGAUCUGUCAUCCAGCAGAGAUGAGGUUGUUUUACAAACCUCUUGAAACUGAGCUUUCUGUCUGAGCAGCACUGAAGAGGGGCUGCCCCUCAGGGGGGACCACCAGUGCCUCUGUUCUCAGAGACUUUCUACUUUGUUCGCAGGUAGUGGAAAGAGCUUGAAGAAGCCCAUGAAGCUGCCUGUGACUCAUCCACAAACACAAUUAAUAAUGACCAUGAACUCUUGGGAGGCACCUCAUGGAAGAUUAACUUUGGCCAGUGAAAAGUUUGGUCUCCAGCAUCUGAAAGUGUGAAUUGCCCUUGACACAGUUUGCACACAGGAACUGUGGCUCUGAUUGGACCAGUGUGCACAGAUUUACUUACUGAUUAUUUUUCUCCAUUUGCGUUGAAAUUGCACUUGUAAGAUGAGCAGGUUUCAACCAAAACAUUGCAAAUCUUAUUUGAUGAAUCACCAGUUUACUAUUGAGCUUCCUAAAAUAUGACUGACGGUAAAGCUGCUUUCUAACAUCAUUUUCAGAUUUGGAUGUUCUCUUCCUCACUCACUGAGAAUACAAAUCCUGCACUCUCAAUACUUUGGGAUGAUUGCAGUGAACUGAGUGCAGUGUCACCUAUGUACCAGCAAUAAAUACAAGACUAUUUCUCAAGCCUA